AUGAAUAAAAUCCUCAAUGUAGAAUUUCAAAUUAAACUUUUUCAGGUGAUUGAUCAUUAUGAAAACCCGAGAAACGUCGGCUCUUUCGACAAAAAAGAAAAGAAUGUGGGCACUGGUCUUGUUGGUGCUCCAGCUUGCGGUGAUGUCAUGAAGUUACAAAUAAAGGUAGAUGAGAAUGGAAAGAUAGUCGACGCAAAGUUCAAGACGUUCGGUUGUGGUUCUGCCAUUGCCUCAAGUUCAUUGGCCACCGAAUGGAUCAAAGGAAAAACUUUGAAUGAAGCGGGCAAGAUCACAAAUGCGGAGAUCGCAAAGGAACUCUGCUUGCCCCCUGUCAAACUUCACUGUUCAAUGUUGGCCCAGGAUGCUAUAAAAGCAGCCCUUAGUGAUUACAACAAAAAGAAUAAAACACCAUCUGAAGAUAGCAUCAACAACAACAACAUCAACAACAACAACGACAACAAAACUGAUACCAAAAUGUCGAACUAG
Molecule: messenger RNA, 486 nt
Organism: Helobdella robusta
Lineage: Eukaryota; Metazoa; Annelida; Clitellata; Rhynchobdellida; Glossiphoniidae
Exons: 4
Coding region: 1-486 (161 amino acids)
Biological process (GO): intracellular iron ion homeostasis; iron-sulfur cluster assembly
Cellular component (GO): mitochondrial matrix; cytoplasm
Molecular function (GO): 2 iron, 2 sulfur cluster binding; ferrous iron binding
Source: RefSeq, a predicted model, not a curated record